Messenger RNA from Orycteropus afer afer, 609 nucleotides. The record is from RefSeq and is a predicted model, not a curated record. NCBI's taxonomy places the organism in Eukaryota, Metazoa, Chordata, Mammalia, Tubulidentata, Orycteropodidae.
AUGGGCUCCAGGAUGUUCCAGUUUCUUCUACUGGGCAUAUUCACAGUACUCUUCAUGGAUGAGGAUAUUCGAAACUGCAGAAAAUGUGAUUUCUUUGAUGGGUACAAAUGCCAUGGAGGCAUGAAAAGUUGUUGGAAGUUUAAUGUCUUGAUGAAUAAUAGGACCUGUACCACAGAUCAUUAUUACUUUAAUGAUCGCAAGACAGGGAGAUAUAUGUUUCGUUAUACAAAACUAUCCUGUCGGUCUUGUGAAGAGGGAAUGUUUCAGGUAUUCCAUGACCUGCUGAGAGAAACAUUUUGCUGCACUGAUGAAGACAUGUGCAAAUUUCUGGACUUUGUGAAAGAGACUUCAAGAUUAUGCUAUAAAUGUGGACAAUAUCAUCUCGGAUUAUGCUAUAAUGGCAUGAAGUUCUGCUACCUGAAAUACAAGCAGUACUGUGCUACAGAGAACAUUUAUAUGCUUACAAAAUCAGGAAGAAGUAUGUAUUUUUAUUCAAAGCUGUCAUGUAUGUACAACUGUGAGUACAUCAACUUCUUGGAUUAUAACAAGAGAACAGAGCUCAUCUGUUGUACUCAUAGUAACUUUUGCAACCUUCCAGAGGGGGACUAG